AUGGAGAAGUUCUCUGAUGCGAUCACAUACUUAAAUAAAAAGAUCAAUCAUAUAGAGGAGGAAAUCCAUAUCUUGGAUGCUAAGAAACAUCAACUAGAUCUACAAAAGCAGGAUAUAGAGGGUAAAGUUAAAAUAAACAAUAAUAAAAGUGAAAUAAUUGACAAAUUCGAAAUAUAUCUAACUAAGAUCUCUGCUUUUAGGUUAAGUAACAAUGAUGAAAAAUUUAACCUACUUUUAGAGAAGGUUAAGAUGUCAAUGAUUCAAUAUGGCUCUAAACGUUUUUCAUAUUAUAAAUAUAAUAUUAUUAAACAAUGGCAUCUAAUUUACUGCACUCAUUGUAAAGAUGCUGAAGGAAAUUUAUAUUGUAAAAUAGUUGAAAGUAUUAAAUUAUACGAUUCUAUGAACCAACCCUGUUAUAUCAUUGAUAUAACUGACAUAUAUAAAAGUUGUAUAAUAGAAGUGUAUAAUCAAAUAAGAAAUCCACUCAUAGAAUUUGAUUUUAGUAAAAGUCUAGAAGAAUUUGUAACUUUUAUUAUAAAUAUAGAAAAGGAUUACCCGGAAAUUUACUGCAAACUUCAUAUACAUAAAUAUUUAUAUCAAAUAAUAUUUCCAUUUAUAUAUCUAGAAAUGCUUUCUUGGGACCCAUUGCAUUUAAUUAAGGAAUCAAAGGAAUUAGAAGAAAAUAUAUUAAAUUCUGAAUUACUUAAAAAUAAGAAUAUAAUUGAGUGGAAUAAUAACUUUAGUAUAGAGAGCUUUAAGUGGUAUAAUUUUAUUUUACGAAUGCUAAAUAUGACUUCAGAGAGUUAUAUAGAAUAUAAUGAUCAGCAAACUAAAACAGAUAUUAAUAUAAUGAAUAUUAGCAAAUUUAGUAGCAUUAUUUAUGAUGGUAUUGAAUUUAUCUUUACAAACUAUAUUUGUGAGAUAAUAACAAAUAUUUGGAUACCACUAAAUAUUGAAGAAACAAAUGAUAUUAUAUCGUCUAUAAGUAUCAUAUUUUCAAUCAUUCCAGAUCAACAACUUCCAAAAUAUAAGACCUCAUUAAAGAUACUUCUUUUACAAAAAUUCAUUUUAUGUUUCAAGGAACUUAUAUUUCCAGUAUCAGAUCUGCAAUUUGAUAGUUUAUAUGAUGAUCUAAAUGAUUCAGAUUAUAACUUUUUGCUUCAUUUAUUAAGUUGGUGUAUCUCUCUUUCAAAUUUUGGAAAUAUUAUAAGUGAUGCUGAAAAAAAAGAUUUAUUAAAUAUUACAAUCAUCCACAUGAUAGAUUAUUUAAAAAAUACUCAGAUUACAUCUAAUACAAGUACACAUGUAUAUAAAAUCUUAUAUAUGAAACUACCUGAAAUGAUUCAAUCAACAAUUGCAAUACUUUAG
Messenger RNA from Cryptosporidium muris RN66, 1368 nucleotides. RefSeq lists its product as uncharacterized. Lineage: Eukaryota; Apicomplexa; Conoidasida; Eucoccidiorida; Cryptosporidiidae. Bases 1 to 1368 code for a protein of 455 amino acids. The transcript is spliced from 2 exons. The record is from RefSeq and is a predicted model, not a curated record.